This is a messenger RNA of Vanessa atalanta (red admiral), 2010 nucleotides long. It is a transcript of the gene kappaB-Ras, whose product is annotated as NF-kappa-B inhibitor-interacting Ras-like protein. Gene Ontology annotation, biological process: canonical NF-kappaB signal transduction. The coding region runs from base 220 to 873 and encodes 217 amino acids. The transcript has 3 exons. The record is from RefSeq and is a predicted model, not a curated record. Gene Ontology annotation, molecular function: GTP binding; GTPase activity. NCBI's taxonomy places the organism in Eukaryota, Metazoa, Arthropoda, Insecta, Lepidoptera, Nymphalidae.
GAUUUGUCAGUAAAUAUAUCUACGAUUCAAAAUUUUUAAGUGUAUAAAAAAUGAUCAAAUAACUUUAAACAUUAUGCCUUUAAAAACAACUAUUAAUUCGUACGGCCUAAAGAGCAAAUAACUAAAACAAUACAUUUUAAAAGUUAUUUAUUUAAAUCAUGUCACAGAUGUGAAAGUAGCAAAAUUUUUAGCAAAGCGACUACUAUUAUAAUAAUAAAUAUGGGAAAAACAAGCAAAGUAGUCGUAUGUGGAAUGAAAGGCGUUGGUAAAACUGCAGUUUUAGAGCAGCUUAUAUACGGAAAUGUUAAUUUAAAAUCAUCUUUCUACCCGACAAUUGAAGACAUAUACGUUGCUAAUAUAGAAACUGACCGUGGGACUAAGGAACGCGUAUGUUUCUAUGAUACCGCGGGCCUGGAGCCUCCUCUUACAGGCGAGUUGAAAGGUCCACCACAAUCACCGACGAUGCAGUUAACAGCCAAUCAAGUUUUGCAGCGUCACUACCUUGGAUUUGCAGAGGGUUUUGUCAUGGUAUAUGACACUACCCAGCCGGAAUCGCUUGAUGUAUUGAUGUAUUUGAAAAAGGAUAUUGAUAGAAAUAAGGAUAAAAAGGAGGUAGUGAUGCUAGUCAUCGGCAACAGAACAGGUCCUGAUGACAUCAAUAGCCUCGAGAAUACCUGCUCGAAAGCGGCUAACUGGUGUGCCAGAGAGAAAAUUCGGCAUUUCGAGGUAUCCGCCAUGGACCGUCCGUCCCUAUAUGAGCCUUUUAUAUUUAUGACCACGAAGUUGAACCCUGUACAGAAUAAAACAGCCUUUCCUCAACUUUCAACUCUUAGUAAGUUAACUCAGAAAAAUAAUCGCAGCGAUGCAAUGUAACAUUACGUUUUUAAUCUAUGCCCCUUCUGUUAUCAGCCUUGAGGUUCUGAUCGCUGGCAACAUUGGAAACGUUGUCAUUAUAUAUGCAAAGGGUGCAUUUUGAAAUAUUUCAACCAAUAUUUUUGGAUAUCCCAAAAAAAAACUAUUAAAUAUUUCAUUUUAUCCCAAAAAAACGGUGAUGUUGAUGAAAUGGAAAUUAAAAAAAUAAUAAUUAUUACAUCAAUAAGACAAAUUGCGGAAUUCUUUGUAUGUCGUUUAGUAUUUGCACUGGAAACAUUUACAAUGUUUGAACGAAAUCACCCUUUGUGUACAGCUGCGGAAGGAACCUAAGGAUAUUCGUUCCAAGUCAUACCAUUGCAUUGCUUUAAAAAAAAAUGACUAGCUUUAAGCCUUUCAUACGACCACAUGUUAUCUGCCAAUUCUGUCUCAGUAGUUUUUACCGAUCAAUAGUCUGCACAACACAGGUUUAAAGAUUAUUUUUUUUAUAAGCACCUUUAAAAAUCUUCAUGAUGAAUUAUCUUUUAAUAUAGAAUUUAACUCUUAAAAGAGUGGUUUUCUGGCAGCCGCGAUAAGAUAUGAUUUUUGUUAAUUAUCAUAUUGGACUUAUGUUCUAUUUCCAUUGUCUCCGAAAAAAAAACAAAACAAAAAUAGAAGGUUAAUAUAAUUGACAUAUGUGUUUCGCGCCAAAAUAUAUUAAAGUUGAAGAUAGAAAUAUUAGUCAAUUCUGAAGACAUUAAUUAUUAGUUCUUUUUAAACACCUCAUAAUCAACCAUAUUUGGUUAUAGAUUUUAAUUUAUUAAGACUUAUUAGAGGUUCUGUAUUCAUAUAUGCUUUAAAAUAAACAUUGUAUUAAAGAAUCUCAUGUAUAAUCAUUGUAUUAUCUAUGGUACAGCAAUGACAUUUUAUUUUAUUAGUCUCACUCUUAAAUACUUAAAUAUUUAUGUACUUAAUUUAUAAAUAACUUAUUGUAUACAAAGUACUUUUUUAAUGGUAUAAGGACAGUGAAUUUGAUGAAACCAUAGACAAUUGUAGAUGUAGUUUGCUUAUGUAUGGUAUGAGGGAUUUUUUUUAUUCAGUAUUAUUUUCUUAUUAUUUGCAAUUUAUCGUUAAAAAUACGAAAUAACUUUUGUAAUACCA